AGAGCCAGUCUCAAAAGGCUCAGCUUUUCCAGAGCUAGAGAGAGAAACAAAAUCACUCAGAGAGAGCUUCGACAAUGGCGUCUAGGGUUCCGAUUUCGUUUCUCAUUUUCUCAUUUUGCAUUCUCUUUGUUUCCUCCUUGAAUGUGAUCUCCGCUGAGGAGACCGAAUCGAAAGAAUCUGAAUCGAAGGAGUUCGUUCUCACUUUGGAUCACUCCAAUUUCAACGAAACAAUCACCAAGAGCAAAUUCAUCGUGGUCGAGUUCUACGCUCCUUGGUGUGGCCACUGUAAGAAGCUUGCUCCAGAGUAUGAAAAAGCUGCCUCCAUUUUGAGCAGUCAUGAUCCACCAGUUGUUUUGGCUAAAGUUGAUUGUAAUGAGGAAGUGAACAAAGGCAUUGCGUCUGAAUAUGACAUCAAGGGUUUCCCCACAAUUAAGAUUAUAAGGAAUGGUGGUAAGAAUGUUCAGGAAUACAAGGGACCACGUGAAGCGGAUGGUAUUGUUGAUUAUUUGAAGAAACAAAGCGGCCCUGCAUCUGCUGAAAUUAAUACUGUGGAAGUUGCCAGUGGUAUCAUUGAAGACAAGAAGAUAUUCAUCGUUGGAGUGUUCCCGAAAUUUUCUGGAGAGGAGUUUGAGAAUUUCAUGGCUCUAGCAGAAAAAUUGCGUGCAGAAUAUGAGUUUGGUCAUACUUCAGACGCUAAACUCCUCCCACGUGGUGAAUCAUCAGUUACUGGGCCUUUGGUUAGACUUUUCAAGCCAUUUGACGAACUUGUUGUUGAUUCUAAGGAUUUCAAUGUUGAUGCUCUGGAGAAAUUUGUUGAAGAGACUAGUGUGCCAGUUGUUACCGAGUUUAACAAAGACCCUAACAAUCACCCUUUUGUUAUCAAAUUCUUUAAUAGCCCCAACGCAAAGGCAAUGUUGUUUCUGAACUUCACCAGUGACGUGGCUGAUGCUUUUAAAGCAAAAUAUCGUGACGUUGCUGAGAAAUACAGAACAGAAGGUUUAAGUUUUCUAUUGGGAGAUGUUGAGGCCAGCCAAGGUGCCUUCCAGUAUUUUGGACUUAGGGAGGAUCAAGUGCCCCUAAUAGUUGUACAGACCAAUGAUGGGCAAAAGUUUUUGAAGGCAAAUCUGGAGCCUGACCAUAUUGCACCAUGGGUGAAGGAAUACAAGGAAGGCAGUGUGCCACCAUACAAGAAGUCUGAACCAAUCCCUGAGAAGAACGACGAACCUGUUAAAGUGGUCGUUGCUGACACCCUCCAGGAAUUUGUUUUCAAAUCUGACAAAAAUAUCCUCCUAGAGUUUUAUGCUCCAUGGUGCGGACACUGCAAACAACUUGCUCCUAUCUUGGAUGAAGUUGCCACCUCAUACGAAAGCGACUCUGAAAUUGUUAUCGCAAAGCUUGAUGCUACAGCAAAUGAUCUCCCAAAUGACACUUUCGACAUCAAAGGGUAUCCCACUCUAUAUUUCAAGACAGCAAGCGGGAAAAUCUCUCUAUAUGAUGAGGACAGGACCAAGGAAGCCAUCAUUGAUUUCAUCGAGAAGAAUCGGGACAAGGCUGAAAAGCAAGCUGAAAAGGAAGAAGAAGCAGCAGCAACCAAAGAUGAGCUCUAAAUAUGCAAUGGCGGCCGCUGCUAUACAACGUGAAAAGCAUAGCAACUAUUUAAGGUACUUGGCGGCUAACAUCGGUAGCAAAGAAAAUGUCUCGACUUCCCCUCCUUUUACUUCUUCCCGUCCAAUUUUUAUACUUUCGGUUAGUACUGUUUUUGGUUUCCUUUUAAUAAAUUUGGAGAGGAGGGUUUUGGCAUUUGUAGAGCUUCAAGAGUUUCAGGAAUAGCUUAUAGCUUACAUUGUACAAGUUUUGUUAUUGGUAGAAACCUUUAAAUUUAGAAACGAUAUUAAGUUAUGUUUUCAGUGCCAGAA
Messenger RNA from Humulus lupulus (European hop), 1916 nucleotides. Its product is annotated as protein disulfide-isomerase. Gene Ontology annotation, molecular function: protein disulfide isomerase activity. Gene Ontology annotation, cellular component: endoplasmic reticulum. The transcript has 11 exons. Bases 75 to 1607 code for a protein of 510 amino acids. Gene Ontology annotation, biological process: protein folding; response to endoplasmic reticulum stress. The record is from RefSeq and is a predicted model, not a curated record. NCBI's taxonomy places the organism in Eukaryota, Viridiplantae, Streptophyta, Magnoliopsida, Rosales, Cannabaceae.